UCUCUUUAGUUGAAGAAGAAAUUUGCAUUCAAAGAUGAGAAGUCUUUAGCUUAAAAAGCAAGGACGGAAAGCAAUGGUUUUUGCAAUGCCAGCAUCCGUCUUGGGCUUAUGUUUCUCUGCAUCUGUGCUUGAAAAGCCUUGACCUUUCUCAUAGUUAUGUCUGAUGUAUUGUUUUUUCGACAUUUCGUGGGUGAUUCAUAGGCUUCAGAGUUCAGACCCGUCUUUAGUUUGGAGUUCGUUCCUGCCAAAAGAUGGAAACUUUAUUUUCGGUAAUUGUCUACCCAUCUGAGUUUGAGCUUCAGCGCAUGAAACAGGAGGGAUCCAUGGUGAUGGGUUAUUCGAUAAUUAUAAAAAAGAGUGACGAUGAGGACAUGGUCGACCAGAGAGUACGCGCUUAUGGAACAAGUAGAUUAAAGCGAGUUCAAAUUGGCUCUUUUGGGACUUUUUCGUGCGGUUUUUGUUUCUAGCAAUUUGAAAUUUUUUCUUCUUCUACUUUACGGAUUAAAUCGAUGGGUGGUCGUGCAUCAGAUCAGGAUCUCAAAGCAACAGAGAACAAUUUCGUGUUUAAUUACCGUGUAAAUCCAGUGCAUGUUCAUCGCAGAUUCUUAUGCACAUGGAAUACCCAGUGGUGUUCAUCGUUGCAUAGGAAAUUUCUCUGUAUGUUUAGGGUUUGCUUCUUGUAGAAGUGUGGUUUGUGGAUGAAAUGUGCUACGCUGCCAUAAAUUUGGGGGAAAUGUUGUUCCAAAAUGAUCCCCGGAUACUCUAUUGUGACCCAUAAACAAAGUUUAGAGCUUUCCUGAUCGUUUCUUCCCGGGACGGUGGUUAUGGAAAAUUGUUCCUUUCUUUGAAUCGAGUUGAACCAGAAAUCUAAACAUUUGAUAUCUUUACCGCCUGAUGAAUUCUUGUGUAAUGAUGAAGAAUUGGUCCUCUUCACAUAACUGUUGUUUGGCCCUACAUGAAAUAGUGUCUGUUAGUUCUCGUGUGCAGACCACUCUGUCGGGUUAAACUUAUGUCCGAAAGUGAGUCACUGGUUUCUUGGUCGAGAGAUCUGAAUAGUCUCUGCUCAGUAGGGAACUGAUCAAUAUAUCCGGUUAAUUACUGUGCCCACUUUGUUAAGUAGCUCUUUGAUGCUGUACUAUGUUUAUACUGCUUCCAAGUUGCAUGUUGCUUCGGCAGUUCUUAUUUAUGGUGCCUAUGGUUUCCCUGCCGUGGUUAGAUUGAAGUCUUGUUUUUUUGGCCUUGUCUUAUGUGUUUUCUUGUUUGGAUUGAUGACUGGCAGUGGCCAUGUAGAAAAUUGACAGAUAAGAUUGUGAUGGGAAGGCAGGUUUUGAUCAAAGGAACAGAGCUUAGCGAGGAGCUUGAAGCACAAUGACCGACAGAUGAUGCGAUUGAGAUGAUGGGAUUGGUGAACAACAACUUAGUUUUGAUUGGAACUAAACAAAAGAAUUGAUUAUUGAGGUAGAUGGAACAGGUCCUUCUGACUCUCUAAUUUGCAUAAGGAAAUGCAAACCGAGAAGGAAGCCAUCCUCUGUACAGUUGGGUAGAUAUUUCAGUCUUGAGAUGGUUAAAGCUACUUCUUGAUCAACCAACUGGUCGGGGUUCCAGAACCAUACGAUACAUGUGGAAAGGGACAUGGCAGAUUGAACAUGCAAGACAUGAAGUCUUUUUUUUUGGCAUAGAUCUCUUAAUGACCCAUGUCUUGUAUGAUCUACUCCACCAACAAAGCUUUGCAGAAUUAGUGUUGGAAACUGAGAGAACUAUUGUGGUCAUGAUGAAGAAACGCACAUGAGGUUUGGCUACGUGGAUCAAUAAAACCAUGACAAGUUGCAUCAUUUAUGAGGUGUUUAUUGAGAAAUCUUGGACCAUCUAAAGAGUAGAAGCGGGCAAAAUAUGGGAUCAGCAAGAAAUUUAAGGAGAUCACCUUGCUGUGACAAGGUUGGAUUGAAGAAAGGACCUUGGACACCAGAAGAAGACCAGAAGCUUUUGGCUUUCAUUGAAGAACAUGGUCAUGGGAGCUGGCGUUCAUUGCCUGAGAAAGCCGGCCUACAAAGGUGCGGAAAGAGUUGUAGGCUCAGAUGGACUAACUACUUAAGACCUGACAUCAAGAGAGGGAAAUUCACCUUGCAAGAGGAACAGACCAUCAUUCAACUCCAUGCUCUCUUGGGGAACAGGUGGUCAGCGAUUGCGACUCACCUGCCAAAGAGGACAGACAAUGAGAUAAAGAACUACUGGAACACGCAUCUGAAGAAACGGCUGGUGAAAAUGGGAAUAGAUCCGGUGACCCACAAGCCCAAAAACGAGACCCUUUUGUCGUCGGGCGGUCAGUCGAAGAACGCAGCUACACUCAGCCACAUGGCUCAAUGGGAAAGUGCCCGGCUCGAGGCCGAGGCAAGGCUGGCCAGAGAAUCAAAGCUUCUGCAUUUACAGCACUAUCAGAAAAGCCUUAACAAAACAGCUCAUUAUGCCGCCUUCCCUCACAAAUCGUCCUCCAAUUGGACAAAACCAAAUGAAGGCAGUGCAGAUCAACAGCAUGAAUCUCCAACAUCCACAGUGACAUUCACCGAUAAUGUCCCAACAGCGUUGAUGCCUUCUACUGGACUCGGAAUCCUGCCGGAAAACAAGAACAACGAAGACAACGACUUAUCUGGAAUUCCGGCCACGACAAUCGAAUUCGUCGGCUCUUCCUCUGCUGCCUCCUCCGACACGGGUCUGAUCAAAGAACACGAGCACGAACACGAUUGGAUCACUUCAACAAUCCACGAGUUCGCAACCGCACAGAUGAACUGUCCGACGGAAGGAAUCGAAGAAGGGUUUACCAGCCUUCUGCUUAGCAAUACCCUUGACCGGAAUUUCUCCGGCGCCGGAAAAAACGACGUCGUCAUCGGCAACGAGAGUAGCUGUGGAGGUGACUACAACUACCACGAGGACAACAAGAACUACUGGAACAGCAUUCUGAACUUGGUCGAUUCCUCACCGUCCGAUUCCCCGCCGAUGUUCUGAUCCAAGGGUCGAGAUUUUAUCCGACAUUUUAAGUAGACUUUUAAUUUUUAUGCUUCGUGAAUUUGCAAACUUAGUCAGAGUAAUUAAUGUCGAUAGCUUAAUUCAAUAUAUUUUUUUUUCACUUUCCGUUUUA
Molecule: messenger RNA, 3133 nt
Organism: Tarenaya hassleriana
Lineage: Eukaryota; Viridiplantae; Streptophyta; Magnoliopsida; Brassicales; Cleomaceae
Product: transcription factor MYB122
Exons: 10
Coding region: 1891-3000 (369 amino acids)
Source: RefSeq, a predicted model, not a curated record